GUUCCCUUUCACCACUCAACCUUUGCUUUCCAUAAUUAUACAUCACUACCUUCACUUACAUAGCCCCUUGCAUAUUUCUCGCUCUCUCUAUCUGGCUCUCUCUCUCUCUCUCUCUCUCUUCCUUUCUGUGUGUUAAUUUGUGCUGAAGGAGAAAAGCUCAAUUAGUCCAUAUUGCCUGCAGGUCUUUGUGUGGUGUGGAUGAGGCUUCAUAGCUCCGGAUGCAGCAACAGUAAUCAAGACUGUUAAGGUCUCCAUUACUCUGAGUUAAUAGCGAAGAUACAUGGAACCAUCCAGCCCCUGUCCAUCUUCUUCCACCAGAAUCCAAACCGAAUUAACCAUGAAUUCACCCAAAACAAAUCAAUCAUCUGAAAACAACUCUAAUGUCGCAAGCCAAAUAGCUUCCAGCAUCUCAUUUCAAGACUACUCCCCCUCAAACACAGCCCACACUCCCCUUUCCAUGCGGCUCCCCCUCUCCCUCUCCCUCUCCAUCAACAAUGGCUCCUCCUCCUCCCUACUUUCCCCCUCCAGCACAGUUGAAAGCAGCAGCGAUGCCCAUCAACCAAAAGUCUUCACCUGCAACUACUGCCUUCGCAAGUUCUUCAGCUCCCAAGCUCUCGGUGGCCACCAAAACGCCCAUAAGAGGGAGAGAACCAUUGCAAAGCGCGCAAAUGCAGCUAAACAGUUCCCUCAUACUGCUCUGGGUUCCGUUGGUUUACAGUGCCAUGGCUCGUUGCAUCAUGGUUUCUGGGGAAGGGAGGAGGUAAGGAGGAGUACCAGGUUUCAGCAAGGUUUGUUUGGGGGAGUUUCUUCGUUCAUGGAGGAAGAGGAGGUGGGCGUGCAUUGGCCUGGGAGUUUCAGACAGAAAGUGGUUACUGGCUUUGAGCUGGUUAGUGGUUCUGAGUUGAAUUAUAGAGCAAAGGAUGCAGGGGAGGUUGAUGAACCUGAUCUUACUCUAAGGCUCUGAAAGAAGCUGAAGCCAUUCUAGUGCAGAGCUUAUGGAUUGAUUUGCUUUGGAGGUUUUCAAGCUCUGGUUUGUUCUUUGCAUUGCUGUUGCGCCUAAAAUUGUUUGUGGAUAGCAAGUCUGGAGAUUGAUGCUAACUUUAGUUGGGAUAUAUUGCUUUGUGUUUGUAAUUUAUAUUGAGUGGUAAUUGUAAAAUAGCUGAUAUUUUUUU
Molecule: messenger RNA, 1172 nt
Organism: Phalaenopsis equestris
Lineage: Eukaryota; Viridiplantae; Streptophyta; Magnoliopsida; Asparagales; Orchidaceae
Product: zinc finger protein 4-like
Exons: 3
Coding region: 281-964 (227 amino acids)
Source: RefSeq, a predicted model, not a curated record